Molecule: messenger RNA, 1149 nt
Organism: Trichomonas vaginalis G3
Lineage: Eukaryota; Parabasalia; Trichomonadida; Trichomonadidae
Exons: 1
Coding region: 1-1149 (382 amino acids)
Source: RefSeq, a predicted model, not a curated record
AUGCUAGCGAUUUUCGCUACCUUAGCCUUAAGGGCCCAAUCGCAACUUAAGGAGGAGUAUUCUCCAAAGGAAUAUUACUACGAUUCAAAUGGCAAGACAGAUUAUUACUACUACGAAGAAUCAAAUGCACCAGAAUACAUUCUUGUAGACUACGAUGCUGAAGAAAAUGGAAACAACGAAUACAUUUACGAAGAACAAGAUUACGAUUCAAACGAAUACGAGUACGUUUAUGAAGAACAAGCUGAAGAAAAUUCAUAUGAAUAUGUUGAAGCAGAUUAUCACGCAGUUGAGGAGAACGGCUAUGAUUAUGUUGAUGUUGAUUAUCAUCAGGGUGAGGAGAACGGUUACGAAUACAUCGAAGUUGACUACAACUCCUUAGAAGAAUAUGAAUACGCUGAUCCAGAGGACAACUCCGAAGUUGAGUACGAAUACUACAACAAUGGCGAUGAACAGCCAAUUGUUUACUACGAGUGCGUUGAAUCCAAUGGUGAAGUCGAAUACUUCGAUGAAGAGGAGAACGGUGAAAUCGAAUACUUCGAUGAGGAAGAGGAGAACGGCGCAAUCGAGUAUUUCGAGGAAUACGACCCAGCUGAAGAUCCAAUCUUCGAAGACGGCCUCACAAGAAACGUUGUCAAUGCUCACGUCCAAGUAGUUUCAGAGGACCCAAUCUACGAAUACACAGACAACGGAGUCCAACGCGUUCAUGAAGAAUCAAAUGAACAAGGUGAAGUUGUUUACGCCGUUAUGGAAGCUGAUGAAGAAGAGACAAACGGACUUCCACGCCAUGUUGUUUCAGCUCAAGUUGCUGAAGAAUCAAACGAGCAACAGGGUGAAGUUGUUUACGCAGUUAUGGAAGCUGACCAAGAAGAAGAGACAAACGGCCAAGGCGAAGUUGUUUACGCAUUCAUGCAAGCUGAUGGUGAGGAAACAAACCAAGUCGUUGUUGCCCAAGAAGCAGAGGAAAACAGCCUUCCACGCAGAGUUAUCUCCGCUCAAGUUGAACCAGAAUCCAACGAACAGGGCGAAGUCGUUUACGCUGUAAUGCAAGCCGACGAAGAAGAGGCCAACAGCCUUCCACGCCAUGUUGUUUCUGCAAACGUUGAGCAGGAAGAAAACGGUCGCGUUGAAUACGCUUAUAUGGCUGCAUAA